UGCAUCCAUAUCGACGACUGCCGAGUCCUCACAGGAAAGACGAUGAAUUGAUGGAUCGCGCUUAACGGGACUCGACGAGAUUGGGUGAUUUUCACAGCAGCAUCGCAAUCGGCCCUCUCCGUUCCGGAGAGACCGCUAAACGACGGAACACGAGCAGCUGCACGGUUAACCUUCAUCUGGAGUAAACAGUGGGAGAAAAAAUGUCUUCUCCAGCUCUCAAAGUGGUGACCGGACUCAGAGCUAUAGCCAGCCGGAGCACUCGAUGUGUCAGCUCUCUGACACCGACGAAAAGCGAAGUAGAAACUCACACUGGUCAGAAAUAUGAUAAGGAGGACUUCAGAAAUGUUCGGUUCGUCGGAAGACCGAAGCAAGUGAAUCCGAACCAUGCGAUCAAACUGAUUGCUGAAGUGCCUCCAAUCGAGGUCGAGAGUCGGAAAACUUUCUGCAACGGAGGCGAUGGCGCCCUCGGACACCCGAAGGUCUUCAUCAAUCUGGAUAAACCUGGCACCCAGUCGUGUCUGUAUUGCGGUUUGCGCUAUGUGCAGAAGCAUCAUGACCAUUGACGAGGAUCUGGGGAACCUGUCUAGUUAGCCGUUGUUUAUGCUCGAGGAGAAGUUCUCAUCGAAUAAAGCUUUGUUUCCAUCUCAAGUCCUCGUACGGGACUACCUAGAGAAAUGCU
Galendromus occidentalis (western predatory mite) is the source of this 679-nucleotide messenger RNA. RefSeq names its product NADH dehydrogenase (ubiquinone) 13 kDa A subunit (gene ND-13A). The record is from RefSeq and is a predicted model, not a curated record. The transcript is spliced from 3 exons. Gene Ontology annotation, biological process: mitochondrial electron transport, NADH to ubiquinone. Bases 201 to 563 code for a protein of 120 amino acids. Gene Ontology annotation, cellular component: respiratory chain complex I. Lineage: Eukaryota; Metazoa; Arthropoda; Arachnida; Mesostigmata; Phytoseiidae.